Messenger RNA from Nezara viridula (southern green stink bug), 2830 nucleotides. The record is from the annotation of a GenBank genome assembly. Lineage: Eukaryota; Metazoa; Arthropoda; Insecta; Hemiptera; Pentatomidae.
GGCGGUUCCGAAUUUGUAACCGUUCACUUUCUUCCAAUUGUAGAAUAGCCUGAAGUUUUGUUUGUAUAAUAUUAUUCUUGCUGCUUAUUUUGGAUUAAGAAUUAGGAAGUGAGAUACGAAUACUUAAAAUAUCAUCAGCCAAGUCCUUUAUUAUUUUUGCAGAAUGGAUUCCAGACAAAAACCUGGAAGGUGACUGUACUGUGUAACAAAGAAUUGGUGUUUCUGGCAGUGGGAGAAAAAUUAUGGAGAGAAGGCGAGGUAUGCAGUUCCUCACUGGCUCGCAUGAAUUCAUUGAAGAACUUAAGAAAAGAACUUUUAAAAGUGGUGAAUCUAUACUUCAGCAAGUGAAAAAUGAAGAUUUCACCUUUAAUUAUAUGAUUGAAAAUGGGUUUAAUAAUCCAAUCUUAUUUAAAAAACCUGAGGGUUUAAAUUUGAAGACACCAAAGUUUACUGAUUGGACAAGCCUGGAACAUUAUGUUGGAGGGGAAAAAAUGGUGGAGGUCAUUGACGUGGAGGAACAGGAUUAUUGUGUAAUAUCAUUUUCAGCCAUGAUAAAAUAUAUAAAAGCAACCAAAAGAUCUAGGGUUCUGAAUCUAAUAAGCCUGGAGUGCUCGGAUACGAGACUUGGAAAAUUGAUACAGCCACCUCAAGUUGCUGAUGAUUUAGAUUGGGUAUCAAGGUACUGGUGUAAUAAAAAAACCGAUAAUCAUAAUUUUAAAGACGUGCCUCGUGUCCAAAGGUACUGCUUAAUUAGCCCGAUUAAUGCCUUCACAGAUUUUCAUAUAGAUUUUGGUGGAACUUCAGUCUGGUAUCAUGUGGUAAAGGGAGCCAAAAUAUUUUAUUUGAUUCGCCCCACACUGGACAAUUUAAAUCUUUAUGGUAACUGGUUGGAUUCAGUUAACCGGCUUAGAACUUUCUUCGCAGACCAGGUAGAUGAAUGUUUUAAGUUAACCCUGGUACCAGGAAAUACAUUAUUUCUCCCUACGGGAUGGAUUCAUGCUGUCUUGACUGUGGAGGAUUCUCUUGUUUUUGGUGGAAAUUUUCUCCAUAGCCUCAACAUGGAGGGGCAAUUGAGGAUUUAUGCAUUGGAGACCAGAACAAAAACUCCUGAAAGAUUAUUAUACCCUCACUUUGAAGAAAUACACUGGCGAGCUGCUCGAGGCCUCUCAAAAGAGCUUGAAGAUUUUAAUUCAAGGUCACUUGCUGCCCCAGCAUAUUUAAUUAAUGGUUUGAAAUCAGUUCUCAGCUGUUUAAAACAAUGGAUUUCUUCUCCAAGAAGUAUAAUAUCAGAAUGUGAGAAGAACAUCAUCAUUAAAGAUUUGAAUCGCCAAAUCAAGCAUGCCGACAGAAUAUCGCUAAGUAUUAAUCCACCUAAACCAGAGAGGGGUUCAACCAGGCCAAGAAAGAAAAGGAUUUUGGCUGAUUUUGUUUCUUAUCCUCCUUCUUCAAGAAAGAAAUUGAAGAAGAAACAUACCCAGCCGGUUGUUCCUAAUGCCGAAAACAAAACCAAUGAAAAAUGGCAUGUUCAACAUGGUGACACCAAAGUAGUCAUUAAAAAAUUAAAAUCUCCGACUAGGCAUUCCAAUGUUAUGUCACCUGAUCAUCUUAUUGAUGAAAAUCAACCAACACCAAUGGACAAUACAAUUUCAGUAUCUAGCGAUUCAGAUUCUUCAUGUGAGAUAAUUUCAAGCUUUAACCUUCCUGGUACAUCUAAAAAACCUUUUUCAAACCAGCCAGGUCCAUCCAAAGACUCUCAACAUUCACAGCCUCCUGGUUACCCGUUGUUUUCAAGGAUACCUUUUACUGGAUUUAGGAAGUAUACUCGCAUCACAAUUAGCCAUGAGCGCUAUAUGCGUUUAUAUUCAUCAUCCACAGCCAAAUAUGAACCACAAGGAACUUCUAAUACUUCAGGUAAAGAAGAAACUGUCCAUUUCACUAGUACAUCAUCUAAAUCUGUUGUGGUGCAUCAAGAUGAGGAAUACAUUUAUCCAUCCCUUAUACUAACGGAUGAUGAAGCUCAGGGAUAUCGUUUACCUAAUCAGGAAAAGGAUAUCCCUUGGAAUCCACGGGCUAAGGUUGGGAAGGUUAUUCCCAAAACUGACAGACCCUGUAGAAAAGGUAAGCAGAAGGUUGCUGUUGAAAAAGGGCUUGAAGAAGCUGCUUCUGUGGUGGAUAAAACCAACUUUCAACCAGCUAAGGAACGCAAAAAAAGGAAUUUUGCCAAAAGUUUGUUAAAGGAAUCUCUAAGUCCUACUACAUCUAAUUCGACAAAACCAUCUGCUAAAGGACGUAGACAAUCUACAGUUAAACAGAGGCUGAGUAAGAUCUUGAAGUUAAAUAAAAACCAUCGUUAAAUUGAAGUAUUCUGCUUCUGAUGGGUAUCCAUUACAUCUUGAUUUGAAACUUAAUCUUUCUAACUACAGGAAAUAAAUACUGAAUAACCUUCAGAACAUUAACUAGAUAUAUAUUUUUUUAAAUAAGCCUUUGUGAACUUUGUUUCGAUAUCCAUGAAGAAUGGAUCUCCAUAGAUGUCAACAACAUUGUAAGGUUUAAGCAGAUCAAUCUUUUCUUCAAUACUGAUUUACAAAAAAAAAUUUUGUUAAGAUACACUGAUCUUAUUUAUCAUCCUGUAUAUUUUAUUGCCCAUAUUGAUGUUGUAAAUUAGUUAUUUAAUUGCUAAACAACUAAACUUUUAUUUUUUAAGUUUUAGUGUGUGAUUUUUUUAAUUUCUAGUAUGUGAAUUGUUUUAUGUAUUUUCACUAGAUUUGAUAUUAGUAAAUGUUCCUAAAUAUAUUUUUUAUUCUAAAUUUCAUAAUAUUUUUGUAUUAAU